AACGACAAGUGAUCCGGUUAUUGCAGGCUCUCCUCACUGACAGAUUUUGGGUCAUUAUUUUCCUAGAAGAUGCCACAGUGGGGUGGUGGAGCCAAGUGCGCUGCCUGUGACAAGACAGUCUACCAUGCUGAGGAGAUUCAAUGCAACGGCAGAAGUUUCCACAAAAUCUGCUUUAUCUGCAUGAACUGUAGAAAAGCCCUGGACAGCACAAUAGUGGCUGCACACGAAGCUGAGAUCUACUGCAAGGCUUGCUACGGCAAGAAAUACGGACCAAAAGGCUAUGGCUAUGGCCAAGGUGCUGGUACCCUUAGCUCUGAGACCCUGGAGAGUCCUGGCACCCAUCGUGAGCAGGCUAAGCCUCUUCAUUCUGCAAACCCCAGCUCCUCCAAAUUUGCCCACAAAUUUGGUGGCGCUGAAAAGUGCCCACGAUGCAGUAAAUCUGUGUAUGCAGCCGAGAAGGUGAUUGGUGGAGGAAAGGCAUGGCACAAAACCUGCUUCCGCUGUGCACUGUGUGGUAAGAGUUUGGAGUCUACCACAGUCACCGACAAAGACGGAGAAAUUUACUGCAAAGCUUGUUAUGCGAGGAACUUUGGUCCGAAAGGACUGGGACAUGGACAGUUUGGCGGAGCGUUACCCAGCACAGAUUGAAUCAAUACUUUCUGUUACCUGUCUUCAACUUCUCUCCUCCCUUCUUCAACCACCCCUCACCCCCAUUUAAACCAAUACUCCUCCUAGGAAAACUGGGAAAGCAUUUGUACUAACAUAUAACCAUCUUCAUUUUUCAAAACUCAGUCACUUUCACAGUGAAACAUUUGAAAUGCUGAAUGCUAUAAGUGGUCAAUAGAGGACAAGGUCCAACAUAUUUACAGAUCCACUGUAAAACAAUGAUAUCAACAUGG
Hemiscyllium ocellatum (epaulette shark) is the source of this 899-nucleotide messenger RNA. It is a transcript of the gene csrp3, whose product is annotated as cysteine and glycine-rich protein 3 (cardiac LIM protein). The coding region runs from base 70 to 648 and encodes 192 amino acids. Gene Ontology annotation, molecular function: structural constituent of muscle; actinin binding. Gene Ontology annotation, biological process: sarcomere organization; cardiac muscle contraction; muscle tissue development. NCBI's taxonomy places the organism in Eukaryota, Metazoa, Chordata, Chondrichthyes, Orectolobiformes, Hemiscylliidae. Gene Ontology annotation, cellular component: cytoplasm; nucleus; Z disc. The record is from RefSeq and is a predicted model, not a curated record. The transcript is spliced from 6 exons.